UUGAAUACAUGAUGGCACCCUGCGUCAAACUAAAAAAAGAAUCUACUCGCCUGGGAUGUAUUGACAGUAUAUGACCUGGGAACUCGUAUUGACUUGCCAACUCGGAUGCCACGAUCAGGCCUGAAUGCAGCACGCGAGCAAUGAGAAUUAGGCCUAAGAAUGAGGGGAACGAGGGAUUGGGGCUUGGUCUCAUCGAAUUUGAUGUCAUGCGCCUGAGAGUUUCUCCGAUGGCUGGAGUUGUGUCUCUUUCGCUAUCCCAAUAUGGAGAUGAGUGUAGCACAAGUGAUGGAUCGCGAGGGGGUGAUGUGCAUUGCCUUUGCUUAUGAUGGUCUCUGUGAGAGAAGAAAAAAACAAGGGAGUGCAAGGUUAAUAUGGGUUAUGCCAGUUAUGCAAGUAGCCAUGCUGACAUUAUAAAGGCCCCCUAGGGUAUACUAUACAAACCCUCAUAGAGCCCAUACUCUCACCACUAACCACCAACCAUCGCCACCAGCAGCCUUUUAAUCCAAAUAGAACCCCCAAAUCCAAGAUGGACAGCUUCGACCUCGCCAACGCACCCCCCGAAAUCCGAGCAUACACCAUCCCAAUCAUCUGCCUGAACCUUUACACCAACAGCAGCUGGCUCUACGUCUACUUCGGCAUGAUCUACCGCUCCAUAAAAGACAAGUCCUACGCCAUGCCCCUCUACUCCCAAUGUCUUAAUAUCGCCUGGGAAUUAACCUACGGUCUUAUAUACACCGACGACUGGAUGAUCUUCACCACGUUCCUCGUCACCUUCCCCACGAACUGCCUCGUCAUCUGGGCGGCCAUCAACCACGGCGCAAGAGAGUGGGACCGCUCGCCCCUGGUACAGCGCUAUCACCUCUGGUACUAUGUGGUCGGGACGAUGGUCUCUGUUGCGCUGCACAUGUGCGUUGCGUCGGAGCUGGGAAUCGAAAAGGCAUUCUUUGUCGGUGCGAUCGGGUGUCAAGCGGUGUUAAGUGUAGGGUAUCUUGGUAAUUUGAUUCAUAGGGGAAGUACGAGGGGGUUUUCGAUGCAUUUGUGGUAUUUUCGCUUCACAGGCUCCCUAACCCUCGUCCCCGAGUUCUACCUGCGGGUAAAAUACUGGCCCGAGAGAUUUGGCUUCCUAGGCCAACCCAUCAUGCUCUGGUGCUGUGCUGUCUUCCUAGGCUUUGACUUGGUCUACGGGAUCUGUUUUUGGUAUAUUCGGCGACAGGAACGCGAGACGGGCAUGCUGCUUGCUGAUGGACGGAAGAGGAAGUGAUUAUCUCUAGAUAAGUUAGGCUGAGAGAUGCGUUGGUCGAUUGGUUGGAAGGAUUUGCCGGCUUGGGAUGAAGAUUACUGAUUAUUUAGACUAUCUUAUCUGGAUCAUGGGGUCGGCUUGGCCAUGUGGUGAUGUUAAUCUAUGGGAAUUGAUGGGUUGGUUAACUUGGUUUCGCCGAUGUAUGUGCGAGGUUGAGUCUAAUGUGAUCUUUGGGAGGAAUGAUCUCUUCUUCUCCUUCCUCUUCUUCUUCUUCUUCUUCUUCUUCUUCUUCUUCUCAAGACACGGAGUAGAAUAGAAGAACAUAUUGAGUACUAAUAAUUCCAGCCUAGUGUUUCAUCUUCACAGAAAUAUAGUAGAUAGAAUCACAUACACUUCAGUAAGCCAACCCAGAAGAUAUACAAACAAUAAUCGAUACAUAAGAAAUCCAUCCAGUAUAUCGUUCUUCAAAAACAAACCAUCUCCAUAAAAAUCAAAUCAACAACUCCGAUCGACAACACUCCCAAACCCAAAGCACCACGGAAAAAGCAAGCAGAGCAAAUAAACCCAUCCACGGAUGCAACAAAAAGCUAAGGCGAAAAUGUCCAUGCCAAGAAUAACCGGCCCCAGUUUUUAAACAUCGGGUUGUAAGACAUUUUCGCGGUUCAACCGUGGUUGAGAUUGCAGUUCAGUGGUCUAUGCUUCCAAAGGGUUUGUUGUCGAUAGGAUUUCAGAGUCAGGGGGGU
Molecule: messenger RNA, 1983 nt
Organism: Aspergillus pseudotamarii
Lineage: Eukaryota; Fungi; Ascomycota; Eurotiomycetes; Eurotiales; Aspergillaceae
Exons: 2
Coding region: 527-1261 (244 amino acids)
Molecular function (GO): lyase activity
Source: RefSeq, a predicted model, not a curated record